GAAAAGAGGGAAAAGGAAACUCUCCCCCCUUCUCCGUCCGAAAGGAUCUUCUGUGGCAAGAAUAAGAGAAGCCACCCGGCUUCGCCGUCUACCGCCAAAACCCAGUUUCUCCGCCGGAGAAGAGGGGAUUGAAACCCCAGAACGGCCUUGCAAUCCCGAUCCGCUUCGAAUCGUUGGAAUCCAUCGAUUCUGGGCAAGAUCUGGUCCAUUUCACGGCGGGAAUCGCGGUUCCGUUUGGCCGGGAUUUAAGGACGCCGGAGAGGAAAUGGUGGCUUUCUGAGACGACUUUGAUUCAUGUUUUUUUUUGUUGAAAAACUUGAGGUGUAGGGAUGCUAAUCUCGAGGAGGACUUGGGGCACUGAUCACAUAUGUUUCGGCGUAUGCGAUCCCUCGUCGGCCUGAAUCCGAAGAGCCCCCCGCCGAAGAGACUGCUUAAUGCAAGGCCUCCGACGUGGCAGCGGAGGGCUGUACGAUUCAAGCCUCCAGAUAUGUUGGACACCGUCCAUGAGAUCGCUAUUUAUAUCCAUCGCUUCCACAAUCUUGAUCUCUUUCAACAAGGGUGGUAUCAGAUAAAGAUAAGCGUAAGAUGGGAGGAUAACCAGAUAUCAUGUGGUACUCCGGCUAGAGUUAUUCAGUAUGAAGCUCCUGAUGUAGCCCCAGAUGAUAUCUUUGGUGUUUGGAGAAUAGAUGAUGCUGAUCACAGUUUCUCUACACAACCCUUCCGAAUCAAAUAUGCUAGACAGGAUGUUCUUCUGUCUGUUAUGGUCUCUUUUAAUUUAACUAUAGGCAAAGAUGAGAGCCCAUUGACAUCUGCCGUAAUACUAAAGUUUGAGCUCAUGUAUGCUCCAAUAUUAGAAAAUGGCCCUGAGAUGCAGGCUUCUUUUGAUGCUGUUUCAGCUGCAUUCCAUGAAUUCAGGAUUCCUCCUAAAGCACUUCUGGGUUUGCAUUCAUAUUGUCCCAUUCAUUUUGAUGCUUUCCAUGCAGUGCUUGUCGACCUCAGCAUACAUGUUGUUUUUCUGAAAGCAGCAACUUACACCCGUGCACAGAAGGUAUCCAGUACAUCUCAUGUGGUGGGAAAUCAUGCUGAAGAACAUCAUGAAGAGCCCAAUCAAAUAUUGGGUCAAACGUGGACCUUGAAAGCAGUUAAACUUAUUAAGCUAUUGUUAGCUUCCCGUGAAUUAAUUCUCGGAGAACUCCAAAAGAUCAGCAAAGCUAUUGGUGAAACAAUUGAUGAUUUAAAUAAUGCUGACUUGAAUCUUGGUAGACUUGAGUCAAUUAGUUCUUCAAGAACAGAUUCUUCUACAGCCAGUUUGGACAUUUCUGGAAUGAAUAUGGGUGUGGAGCAAUUGGUUGGCAUUUUGCACAAUAUUUUGGAGAAAUCAAAUGGUGUGAUUGAGUUUGGAAAUGAUGUCAUGCUCUACACACUAUCCAAGGAAGAGCUGUUGGAUGUAUUUUUCACUGUGGGCAACCAACUUUCAUUUAUAUGGAAUGCAUUUUUGAAGUUUCAUAGGAUAAAUAGGAUUAGGAUAAUCGAGCAUCUAUAUGAUGCUUGGGCUUCUGAUCGAAAAGCAGAAUGGUCUAUAUGGAUGAUUCAUUCGAAGAUUGAAAUUCCUCACCGUUAUUUGAGAAGUGGAGUGGAUGAUUCUUCUCACCAUAAUGGACUUGGAAAAGUUGGAACUCCACGAAAAUCCAGUGAGGAUCCUGCACAGAGUUCGAUUAUGAGAGCUGAACUGCAUAGAAAAAGUAUUGGACAAAUGAAGAUUAACAAUCAGUCUGUUCAAGACAUGCAAAUCUUUGGUGAUCCUUCUCAUGUUCCUGUCAUUCUUGUAGAGCAACAUAUCAUGAAUGUUCCACUGCAUGAUUCUGGUGACAAUUCGCUGUUGCACUCUCUAAAUCAUAAUGUGAUGGCUGCAAUAUCUACACAGACUGGAGAAAGGACAGCACCAAAACUUGGAUUUGGUGCCAAAAAAAAUGGUCGCAUACUGAAAGUAGUUGUCUUUGUGCAUGGAUUCCAGGGACACCAUCUGGAUUUACGGCUUGUUCGGAAUCAAUGGCUUUUAAUAGAUCCUGGAGUUGAGUGUCUCAUGUCGGAGACAAAUGAAGAAAAGACAUCUGGAGAUUUCAGAGAAAUGGGAAGCCGGUUGGCUGAAGAAGUGAUUGCAUUUAUUAGAAGGAAAAUGGAUAAGCUUUCAAAGUAUGGAGGCUGCAAUGACAUUAAGCUGAGCUUCGUUGGCCAUUCCAUUGGGAACAUAAUUAUAAGAACCGCCUUAGCAGAGAGCAUGAUGGCGCCUUUUCUAAAACACCUGCAUACCUACAUGUCAAUAUCUGGACCCCACUUGGGAUAUUGGUACAGCUCAAACUCUUUGUUCAAUUCUGGGUUGUGGCUACUGAAGAAACUCAAAGGAGCUCAGUGCAUUCAUCAGCUUACUUUCAGUGACCACCCAGAUCUCCAAAAUACGUUUUUUUAUGGGCUCUGCAAGCAGAAGACAUUGGCGAACUUUAAGAACAUCAUCCUAUUAUCUUCCCCACAGGAUGGUUAUGUUCCUUAUCAUUCAGCCAGAAUUGAGCUAUGCCAAGCAUCAUCUUCGGAUCACUCGAAGAAGGCAGGAGUCUUCAUGGAAAUGCUGAACAACUGCUUGGAUCAGAUUCGUGCUCCCUCAUCUCAAAGGCGUGUUUUUAUGCGCUGCGAUGUGAACUUUGACCAAUCCACUCAGGGAAGAAACCUGAAUACAAUCAUUGGCCGAGCAGCACACAUCGAGUUUCUAGAGACCGACAUAUUUGCUAAAUUCAUAAUGUGGUCCUAUCCAGAACUCUUCCUUUGACCAUUACCCAAAGUUUUGACUGGUCGAAUGAUCGCUCUUUUGGCUGCAGCACCAUUCCAUAUCAACAUUAGGAGUAAUCCAUUAGCUGCUAAGAAUGAGAAGUAACAAAUUCCUUAGCUAUUUACCAGAGGGAACUGGGCGUAGCCUGAUGCUGGAAUUAGAGUAUUCUUGGUAUAGGUUGUAAAUUAUGCAGUUGAUAAACCUUCGGACACGGAGAUCGGUAAUCAUUUAUUAGCUUUAAGAAAUGUAAUUAUGUAUUUGUAAAGCUGCUGUUUAGGACAAAAAUCUUUCAAUGAGUAUGUUCACAUCAAAGGUUAGGGCACUUGAAGUCUAGGAGGUCACGUAUGCUGCUUGGAGCGAUGAACUGAUGCUAGAAUAAGCAUCUCAUAUUUUUCCUGAUACCCUUUGUUUCAUCUGUAUUACAUGUAUUGCAUCGUAAUGCUGGAAGGAGAAUGUCCUUCUAUACCUCUUAUUAUCCAUUACUCUUCGCUUUUGUGCU
Elaeis guineensis (African oil palm) is the source of this 3320-nucleotide messenger RNA. RefSeq lists its product as uncharacterized. Gene Ontology annotation, biological process: lipid metabolic process. NCBI's taxonomy places the organism in Eukaryota, Viridiplantae, Streptophyta, Magnoliopsida, Arecales, Arecaceae. The record is from RefSeq and is a predicted model, not a curated record.